AUGAAAUCUGUUCCAUACGUAUGUUAUGGCAAUUGUUUGUACAUUGAGUCAAAAAUAGCUAAUGUCACGGGUAUUUCAGGAGUUAAUAGUAAAGGUUCAGUAGAAUAUAAGUCUUUCUGUUAUGAAGUAAAUUCAAUGUUCAUUCCAAACGUUCCUGUCAUAGCAACUCAUUUAGGUAAAUGGGUUCGCAUUAGUCCUCAUAAUUUGAAAGACAUGCAAUUCAGACUUGUUGACUUUCAAGGAGAGCCUGUAGAACUGAAGGCACCAGUGCGAAUGACUGUUGAAGUUGACUUUUUAGAAAAUAUUAAAUGCAACAGCUUACAAGAGAACUCAGAGCUAAAAAUAUAA
Messenger RNA from Trichomonas vaginalis G3, 348 nucleotides. RefSeq lists its product as uncharacterized. NCBI's taxonomy places the organism in Eukaryota, Parabasalia, Trichomonadida, Trichomonadidae. The coding region runs from base 1 to 348 and encodes 115 amino acids. The transcript has a single exon. The record is from RefSeq and is a predicted model, not a curated record.